Messenger RNA from Cynoglossus semilaevis (tongue sole), 2470 nucleotides. It is a transcript of the gene aqp8a.1, whose product is annotated as aquaporin 8a, tandem duplicate 1. Gene Ontology annotation, biological process: transmembrane transport; water transport. The record is from RefSeq and is a predicted model, not a curated record. The coding region runs from base 610 to 1329 and encodes 239 amino acids. Gene Ontology annotation, molecular function: water channel activity. NCBI's taxonomy places the organism in Eukaryota, Metazoa, Chordata, Actinopteri, Pleuronectiformes, Cynoglossidae. Gene Ontology annotation, cellular component: plasma membrane; basolateral plasma membrane. The transcript is spliced from 5 exons.
UGCAAAAAAAACAAAAGACUUUUGUUUAUUUUUAAGCUAAAAGUAUCAGAAAAAUGAACAAAAGGGGAAAAUGUUAAAAACUGAACUAUGUUUAAGUCUAUAAAUACAAUUUUUAAAAAUGAAUUCUUUUCCAGAGAAAAGGGGUAUUAGCAAAUAAAUAAAAAAAGAAACAGAAAUAAAUUGUUACUAAUUUAUAUGGAAAUAUAAAAGGUAAAAGCUUUUAUUUUUGUCCCGUCACAAACUUCAAAAGUCACAAAAAUGUCUCCAUUAAAAAUGUGUUUUUCUCUAAUGCUGUUUGAGAAACGGACUGACGUUCUGACGAACCAGGAAUAAUGACUGAAUGAAAUGUGUGUGUGUGUGAGAGAGAGAACAAAACGUGUUUUCUAUUGUCCUCGUCUUAUCUCUGUGGACUUCUCCUGAUAAUCACUUCAUGAACCUCUAAAUUCUCAACAGUGUUGGAAUACGAUGAUCAGCAGGAAUGUGGAGGUGGGUGUGGUCGGUGCGGUGGGUGUAGAUGUGUCCUCUGGGCUCUGUGCAUCCGUCCUCCCAGCACUGCUCAUGUACGUGUAGGUAUAAAAAGCUGGAGCUGGAGUCUCCAGCUUUGUUGAGAUGGAGGAGAAGGUGGAGAACAGACAGCAGUGGGUGUUCGAGGAGUGUGUACAGCCGUGCGUGGGCGAGCUGCUGGGCACCGCCCUCUUCGUCUUCGUGGGCUGUGCGUCCGUCAUAGGGAACGCGGAGUCGGUCGGAGACGUGCAGCCAGCCGUGGCUCAUGGACUUUGUCUGGCCACACUCAUCGUGGUCUUCGCCCAGAUCAGUGGUGGUCACCUGAACCCGGCCGUGUCUCUCAGUGUGUGUCUGUGUGGAGGGAUGCAGCUGCUGCUGCUGCUGCCCUACGUCGUCGCUCAGCUCAUCGGGGGGAUGAUCGGUGCCGCCCUGGCCAAGGCUGUGUUUCCUCCCAGCAUGUACGAGGCUGCAGUGGGAGCAGCUCUUCACCCGGGGACCACCGACCUGGGCCGGGCCACUCUGGCUGAACUGGUCCUGACUCUGAUCCUCACCACCGUGGUCUGUAUGGUCACCGUCAACAAACAAACAAGGUCGUCCUGGGCGCCGUUCUGCAUCGGACUGAGUGUGACGGCCAACAUACUGGCAGGAGGGUCACUGUCUGGUGCCUGUAUGAAUCCCGCCCGGGCCUUUGGACCAGCUGUGGCUGCUAAUCAUUGGGAACAUCACUGGAUCUACUGGGUGGGACCAACCUGCGGAGCGCUGCUCACCGCUCUCUUCAUCAGGUUGAUGUUGGGAGACAAGAAAACCCGACUUUUCCUAAAAUGAACUUCAAGCUACGAACAUUAUUCCUUCAUGUGCAUCUACUGUAUAUUUGACUCUUCCUCCAUGCAUAUUUUUUAUAGCUGCCGUGUGAUUCAAGCUAAUUUGUUCAUUUAAUUCUUCUUAAAAAUUAUAAAAUAUUUUUAAAAAUAUGCUUUCAUAGUUUCAAAUCAUCGAGUCAAAGCCAUGAUAAAACUGUACUUGUACUGUACUGUAGUAAUAGAGCUGGUUGUAGUUUUGGAAGAAACUGGUUGUAAAAUAAUAAUCAGUAAAGGAGCAAUGGAGCUAUUUUUCUGACAUGGUUCAUUCACCAUUAAGUUGUCAUUCGUUUUAAUUGCUGUCACUUAAUUAAUAAAUGUCGAAUUAAUUAAUACCGUUCCAGUUGUGUCGGAAAAGAACGUAAGACUAAAAGAAAAGCUAAAGAAGCUAAGUUCGCUACAGCACUGUGUAAAUGCUGUGUUCAUGUCAUGACGAUUGUCAGACGCAGACGGUUGUGCUCAUUUUGACCAGCAGACGGCGACAAUGUGUAAAAUUGAAAAUAAAAACAUCUUAUAUUCUUAGGUCUCAGCAAUGUACAAGAGAUAAGAUUAAAAACUGCGAUCCUUCACUAAGAAGACUAACUCUCUGACCACUAGAUCAAGGACCACUACAUCUAGUCACUAGUAACUUGAGGAAAAUACAUAAAAUUAGUAAAAUGUGACACUUUACUGAAAUUGUUAUACUUUCAAUACUCUCACGUUUACACAACUCGAUCCCCAAAAAUAGAAAUUCUCAGAAACAACACACAUCGUCAAAAACAUUAAACAAAGUAUGUGUCGAUCUGUAUUAUCCUCACCAAAAAUGCUAAAGGUAUCAUGGCUAUGUCACAAAAACCCACAAAGUUAUAUUAUAUUAUGACUGAGAAAGUAAACAUAUGAGUAACUCAAUGGAAAUGAUAAACACUCAUGUUUUUGUCAAUCCCAGAAAACACCACAAGAGACACAUCAGCUUUAGUUAAUGUGAAGUUUAUUUGUAUCUUCUUAUAUUUGACAUUUUUCGGCAGCGUCCAUGUGGUGGCGCUAUGCCAAUAUGCCUGUCGCUGACUGGGUGCAGUUUAGCGGUAUUUCUCGGACAGAGCCAGAGCCACGUUGGCAAGGAAUUUGUCGAA